AUCGAUUCAACUUUUAAUUUAGAAUUCUUAGUUAUGAGGGCAUAUUUCAUUUUAAACACUAGUGAAGUUUCGUUAUAUGUUUAUUGAUUAUUUUAUAGCGAGAUAAAAUAAAAUUAACAGAAAACUAUAAAUAUUAAGGUAAACGAUUUGCUACACUUGAUUCGAUUAAUCGAAAUUAUUCACCAAUUGCCAAUUCCAAUUACUAAUUUUUAUAAGGAAACAGAAGAAAAAAACAUUGUUGUAAAUAACAAUUAUCGAAUGUGUAAAUGAGGUUUGAAGGUAUUUUUCACUUUGGUUUAAAAGUUAUCUACUAAAAAUAACCAUAAAUUGCGUGGGCAAUUUCAGAAUGUCAGCAUAAAAGAUUAAAAAUCUCUGCAGGGCGCUGCAUUUAAUCAAAAUGUUUGGUUGUCUAUAAAGAUCUCACGUUUGACGAAUCUAUUAAUUUUCUGCAAACAAAAAUGAACGAAAGCGAUUUCAAAAACAUUUUAGCCACGACAGCAUCCGUGUGCACAAUAUUGCAAUUUUUAACAGGAACAUUAACAUGUCAGAAAAUUGUCCAAAAUAGAAGCACUGGGGACAUUUCCUCAUUUCCAUUUACCAGCGGGUACUUAUCUUGCAGCUUGUGGCUGCGAUAUGGGUUCCUAAUCGACGAUAGUUCCAUAAUAUUAGUCAAUACAAUCGGCGCUACGUUAUUUUUCGCAUACGUAGUAACAUUCUAUUGGUAUACAUUAAAUAAAACAAUUAUCGUACGUCAAUUCAUGUGCUCUUUUCUACUGUUUAUAAUAAUCAUUCUACAUGUGCACAGAGGUGAUGACCCGGCCACUGUUAGGACCCAUUUAGGUCUAAUUUGUAGUGGAGUUACCAUAGUAUUCUUUGCGGCUCCACUUGCUUCUCUUCUGCACGUUAUUAGAGUUAAAAGUACAGAGAGCCUUCCAUAUCAUUUAAUAUUCUCAUCGUUUAUCGUUUCCUUGCAAUGGCUCAUUUAUGGUUUUGUUCUCAAGGAUACGUACAUACAAAUUCCAAAUCUCAUUGGAAGCUUAUUAUCCGGGUUCCAGCUUACUCUGUUCCUGAUUUAUCCGAAUAAGGCCAAAGCUUUUUCUAAUGUCUAAAUUUUAAUUUAGGCGUUCAUUAUAUGUUACGGGUAAAGUUAGAUAAACGACUAAACCUAGGUUUACCCAUGUUUCUUGGAUAUUUCACAGUUUAC
Messenger RNA from Phyllotreta striolata, 1204 nucleotides. NCBI's taxonomy places the organism in Eukaryota, Metazoa, Arthropoda, Insecta, Coleoptera, Chrysomelidae. The record is from the annotation of a GenBank genome assembly.